Carassius gibelio (silver crucian carp) is the source of this 3444-nucleotide messenger RNA. Its product is annotated as rho GTPase-activating protein 26. The transcript has 24 exons. The coding region runs from base 365 to 2671 and encodes 768 amino acids. Gene Ontology annotation, cellular component: cytoplasm. Gene Ontology annotation, biological process: signal transduction. Gene Ontology annotation, molecular function: GTPase activator activity; protein binding. Lineage: Eukaryota; Metazoa; Chordata; Actinopteri; Cypriniformes; Cyprinidae. The record is from RefSeq and is a predicted model, not a curated record.
UCAAUCACAGGAUUAUCCGCUUCAUGGUAGGUUGGUACAGACGCGUUUAAAAACGCCCAAGCCGGAGUCCGCAAUUACCGCGUUUUGUUUUAUCACCAUUGUACCGAAUUAUUUCCUUGAUUGACAGAUCGCUGCAAAAUAUUAACUUUUUAUUUUUUAAAUUAAUAUUUUUUUUGUUGUUCAGUGGCGUUGUAGAAAAGAUGCAUUUGUGAUUUUAUUAUUAUUUGUUUUUGGUAGACAGCAUCCGUUUCCUACUACAACUAUGUAGUUUCUACUUCUGUGCCUUUUAUAAUUAACUAAAGCAGCAUUCAAGUUGCAUCGGCACUGCAUUGCACUGUUGUCGUGGGCUGUGGAGCUGGUUAGCAUGGGAUUGCCUGCGUUAGAGUUCAGCGACUGCUGUGUGGACAGCCCUCAGUUCCGAGAGAGGCUCAAGUCCCACGAACUGGAAUUAGACAAGACCAAUAAGUUCAUCAAGGAGCUGAUUAAGGACGGGAAAGCUUUAAUUCAAGCCUUGAAAAAUUUGUCUACUGCGAAGAGAAAAUUUGCAGAGUCAUUGAACGAGUUUAAAUUCCAGUGCAUUGGGGAUGCAGAAACAGACGAUGAGAUAUGCAUUGCCAAAUCACUACAGGAGUUUGCUGGAGUCUUACAGAACCUGGAAGAUGAGAGGACACGAAUGAUUGAAAAUGCCAGUGAUGUGUUGAUUUUGCCACUGGAACGUUUCAGGAAGGAGCAGAUUGGAGCUGCAAAGGAAGCCAAAAAGAAAUAUGAUAAAGAGACGGAGAAAUAUUGUACAGUGUUGGAGAAACAUCUCAGUCUGUCUGCGAAGAAGAAGGAAGCACACCUUCAUGAAGCGGAUAACCAGGUGGACAUCGUGAGGCAUCACUUCUAUGAAGUCUCGCUGGAAUAUGUCUUCAAAGUGCAGGAAGUUCAGGAGAGGAAAAUGUUUGAGUUUGUGGAGCCGCUGCUGGCCUUUCUACAAGGUCUGUUUACAUAUUACCAUCAUGGGUACGAACUGGCCAAAGACUUCAACCAUUUCAAGACAGACCUCACAAUCAGCAUUCAAAAUACACGGAACCGGUUCGAGAGCACACGUUCAGAGGUGGAAUGUUUGAUGAAGAAGAUGAAGGAAAACCCGCACGAACAUAAGAGCAUCAGUCCACACACAAUGGAAGGAUACCUGUUUGUGCAAGAGAAACGUUCAUUUGUGUCCACAUGGGUGAAGUACUACUGCAUCUAUCACCGAGAGCCCAAACGCAUGACCAUGAUGCUGUUUGAUCAGAAGUCUGGAGGCAAAAAUGGGGAUGAGGAAAGCUUUACGCUCAAAUCUUGCACCAGAAGGAAAUCAGACUCCAUCGAGAAGCGGUUCUGUUUCGACAUUGAAGCUGUGGACCGGCAAGGCGUGAUCACCAUGCAGGCGCUGUCAGAGGAAGACCGCAGACUCUGGAUGGAAGCCAUGGACGGAAGAGAACCGGUAUACACCCUGAAUCGUGACAGCCAGAAUGAAGCUAUGGCACAAUUAGAUGUCAUUGGCUUCAACGUUGUCAAAAAAUUCAUCUAUGCCAUAGAAACCAGAGGUAUUGAUGAACAGGGUCUAUACAGGAUUGUCGGUGUCAGCUCCAGAGUGCAGAAACUACUCAGCCUGGUCAUGGACCCCAAAACCUGUGCAGAUGUGGAGCUGAAUAGCACAGAAUGGGAGAUCAAGACCAUCACCAGUGCAAUAAAGCACUACCUCAGGAUGCUGCCGGCCCCUCUCAUGACAUUCCAGUACCAGAGGAGCUUCAUCAAAGCAGCCAAGCUGGACAAUCCCGAGGCGAGGGUGGCAGAGAUCCACUCCAUAGUGCACCGUCUCCCAGAGAAGAACCGCCAGAUGCUGGAGCUUCUCAUGAAACACUUGGCCAAAGUGGCCGGUCACCACCAGCAGAACUUGAUGACGGUGGCUAACCUGGGCGUAGUGUUCGGCCCUACGCUCCUGAGGCCUCAGGAAGAGACAGUUGCUGCAAUCAUGGACAUCAAGUUCCAGAACAUUGUGGUGGAAAUCCUAAUCGAGAACCACCAACGGAUUUUCAAAGACAUGCCCGUGUCUGGAGGAGGUCAGGGCAACUCCCAGCCUAACCCACCCAGACGGAGAAGUGAGGGCAGCAAGACCCCGUCCUGCAGCGAGAGACCCCUCACUCUUUUCCACACCUCCUCAUUUUCAGACAAAGACAAAGCAGUGGAGAAGAGGAACAGUGUUGUAGUAAACUCCAGUGCAGACUUGUCCUCAGUAAACUGCAACAGCGCACUCAGUUGCUCUCGACUCGACAGCCCACCCACAGGAGACGGAGACCACGAUGGGCUUCAGCUGCCCAAGCAGAGUCGGCCUAGCUCACUUCAAAAUCCAAAGGUUCUCAGCAGUGUGUCGACAGGCCCGGCUUCACCCAGUCCCACCUCGCCUCGCUCCCCCUCGUGGCCGACGCUCUCUGCCCCCUCCAGCGAGUCGUCCCCCGUCAGUCCUCCGGCACGGAAGGCACGUGCACUCUACGCCUGCAAGGCUGAACAUGACUCGGAGCUGUCCUUUAUCGCAGGCACUGUAUUCGAGGAUGUUCAUUCCUCAAGAGAACCAGGCUGGCUGGAGGGCACUUUGGAGGGGAAGAGGGGGUUAAUUCCGGAGAACUACGUGGAGUUUGUCUAGCUGGAAGUCAAUGAGAGCGGGGACACACAGUUUGCUUUUGAAACGACUGAACUUCGGAAGAAAAGCCGAGUUAGUAUGUCUGUGUGAUAGUAUGGGUUUUUGGCAAUCCCCUAGCACGUCACUGUUUCACGCAUCCCACAAUGCAUUGCCACUUUUUAAGACAAACUUCAACACAAGGUAAAAAAAAAAAAAAAACUAGGGACCAAGUUGAUGUGGCUAACUUGCCCGCAAUCAAGAAAUUGUGUAUUUAAGGGCUCAUUAUGAAUUAUGGAUUUAUUUUAAUUACUAAUAAAUAAUGCUUUUAAACGUGAGCACUUCCCAGUUCACCAUGAUGUAAAACGUGUGCUGUCUCUAUGCACUCUGGGGCUUUCUGAAUGUAUUUUGUGUCCUUCAGAUGACUGUUAAUUAUGGAAAGAAAACUUGCACUCUUUUGUAUAUCAGGAAGCAUUUGAAAAAAAAAAAAUAUUCCACAUUUUUUUCUCCUUUCUUAGCAUGUAAGUGGAAAAGUGUAAAUUAUUUCUUAACGUGAAUUAACAUCGUAUGUAUACCUCUAUUAUUUAAGCAUCCCCUCUGAUGAGAUUUGUGUUUGUUUGGAGUGUAUUAACACUGUACAUAAGUGACAAUUGAUAAGGUAUAAUUUUUUUGGUAAUGUAAAUUAUACAUAUUUUUAUUGUAGCACACUAACUUGAUAUUUUAUCGUUUUUUCUAAUUAUUAUAUUAAAUUUUCUGAGCCUUAAUAUUCUUUAUGAUGUCAAAUAAAUAAAUAAAUAGUU